This is a messenger RNA of Kluyveromyces lactis, 873 nucleotides long. It is a transcript of the gene NIT3, whose product is annotated as putative hydrolase. Gene Ontology annotation, biological process: oxaloacetate metabolic process; L-glutamine metabolic process. NCBI's taxonomy places the organism in Eukaryota, Fungi, Ascomycota, Saccharomycetes, Saccharomycetales, Saccharomycetaceae. The transcript has a single exon. The coding region runs from base 1 to 873 and encodes 290 amino acids. Gene Ontology annotation, cellular component: mitochondrion. Gene Ontology annotation, molecular function: omega-amidase activity. The record is from RefSeq and is a predicted model, not a curated record.
AUGUCCGCAGUUUUGAAAUCUAAGUUGAAGGUAGCUUUAGUUCAGUUAGCAGGAUCUUCGCCUGACAAGAGUGCGAAUUUGAGCAGAGCCGCUCAAUUCGUUGCUAAAGCCAUGGAUGCACAACCGGAUACGAAACUGGUUGUGUUACCAGAAUUUUUCAACGCUCCAUAUGCAGUUGAUAAGUUCAGAGAAUAUGCCGAAGUAAUCACACCUGACGCGACAUCGGUGAAAGCGUUAUCUGAGAUUGCUCGCAAAUGGAAAGUCACACUAGUUGGUGGUUCCAUCCCAGAGCUAGAACCUUCUACAGACAAAAUAUAUAACACGUCUCUUAUCUUUAAUGAAGAUGGUGAGAUCAUUGGCACACAUCGUAAAGCACAUCUUUUCGAUAUUGAUAUUCCAAAUGGUAUCACUUUCAAGGAAUCCGUUACUCUAUCUGGUGGGAACAAAAAUACGUUGAUUGAUGAUCCAAAGAUCGGUAAAUUUGGUGUCGGUAUCUGUUACGAUAUGAGAUUUCCGGAACUUGCUAUGGUUAGUGCCAGAAAAGGUGCAUUUGCUAUGAUUUAUCCAAGUGCUUUCAACACUACCACCGGUCCAAUGCACUGGCACCUUUUGGCCAGAUCUCGUAGUAUCGACAACGAGAUUUAUACCAUCUUGUGCUCACCAGCUAGAAGUGGGGGCUCUGGUUAUCAGGCUUAUGGUCAUAGUUUGGUGGUUAAUCCAAGAGGUGAAAUCAUUGCAGAAGCUGGUGAAGGUGAAGAGAUCGUAUACGCCGAAUUGGAUCCUCAACUUAUCAAGGAAGUAAGACAAGCUAUACCUGUUACUUUCCAAAGAAGAUUUGACAUCUAUCCUGACGUUAGUAAGACCGAUAAAUAA